GAAGAGCAACUUAGCGCACUGAGCGCAGAAGCUUCUUCUUCACCAAGGCAUAGCAAGUCUUUGUCUCCGAUCGAGCUACUGAACCAGCGCCGAGUGUACUCUAACGAAAACGACCGCUUCCACGAGGCUUGUCCGGUGCAAUUCAAGCAGCUCCACAACAUCGAUGUUUGUAUUUCAGCUCUUCAAUUGAAUAAGGGUUCGAUCUUUCUUCCACACUUCAAUUCAUAGCAAACGAUGGUUUUUCUAAUCAAGGAAGGAUCAGUAUUGUUCAAAAUGGUUUCCCCACAGCUUCCAAGACAGAGACAGGAAGAACAGAGUGCAGAAGGAGAAGAAGAACAGAGGAGUGGACAAUACCAGAGGGUGACUGCCAGAGCGAAUCCCGGAGACAUCUUCAUUACCCUAGCAGACCAUCCGGUGAGCUUGAUUGCCUCCCAGAACGAGGAUAUGAAGGCAAUCGGAUUUGGAAUCAACGCGAAGAACAGCCAGAGAAUCUUCCUUGCUGGACGAAACAACAUUGUGAGAAACAUGGAGAGGGAGGCACAGGAGCUGUCGUUUGGGGUUCCAGCGAGAUUGGUGGAGCAGGUGUUCAACAACCAGGAGGAAUCCCAUUUUUUGUCCGCCUCUCAAAAGAGGCAGCAGAGGGAAAAGCCCGUAUCUUUCAUCUAGGAUAUUGCACGCUUGUUGUGAAGAAAGAUGGUGGAGGCGAAUAGUAACGUUGAUUAUAAAGAAGGAGGAUACCCUAUGAUGUAGUUUUGUAGAAAGCAAGUACCUAGCUCUUAAGUAAGCUUUGUAUGCAAAGAGAUUUGUAGCCUUCUACUAGAAAUAAACGAGAGAAGUCUUC
Molecule: messenger RNA, 841 nt
Organism: Rubroshorea leprosula
Lineage: Eukaryota; Viridiplantae; Streptophyta; Magnoliopsida; Malvales; Dipterocarpaceae
Source: the annotation of a GenBank genome assembly